Dermacentor andersoni is the source of this 1764-nucleotide messenger RNA. Its product is annotated as acid-sensing ion channel 4-B-like. The record is from RefSeq and is a predicted model, not a curated record. Gene Ontology annotation, molecular function: ligand-gated sodium channel activity. NCBI's taxonomy places the organism in Eukaryota, Metazoa, Arthropoda, Arachnida, Ixodida, Ixodidae. Gene Ontology annotation, biological process: sodium ion transmembrane transport. Gene Ontology annotation, cellular component: plasma membrane.
AUGGAUCGUCGAAUUCUUGUCACCAGUCAGGGUGCCCCAUUGCAGAAGGAACCAAAAACCCCGGAAAAACGAUGGCUAAGCACGCGCUUGACGGCCCCGGAGCCGGCGCAGACCAGCGGCCGGCUGACGGGCGUGUGGGCGCAGCUGAAGGACGCGGUGACCACUUACCGGCUGCUGUUCGACGAGUCCGGCCUGCCGGGACUGCGUUUUGUGCUGGGCUUCCGGCACCCGCUGAGGCGACUCGCCUGGCUUGCCGUGUACGCCGUGCUCUUCGUCCUCACCAUGCGGGACACGCACAAGCUGCUGACCGAGUACUACGCCUACGACGACCGCGUCAACCAGGAGAUCCUGGAGCAAAAACAAGUCCAGUUCCCAGCGAUCACUGUGUGCAACAUGAACCCCUGGAGGAAGUCGGUGCUGUGCAGCGAAGAGAGCUUCCAGGGGAAGAUUGAGAAGGCGCUGCAAGCCAAGCUCUGCUCGAUGCCAAACAGGAACGUUACUCUGACCGAUGAGGACAUCGCCUUGUCCAACCGGCUGAAGCAGUGGAUCUCGGAGGAGCAGCGGCGAAACCUGAGCCGCGCCGAGAAAUUGGGCCACCAGCUCGAAGACAUGAUCCAGGUGUGUCGCGUCCACGAAGGGGACUGUCUCAGCACCAAGAUCCUAGAGAUACGAAUGGUGCCCCGUUACGGAAACUGUUACUGCCUCGGCUGCAACAGCAGUCGCUUCAGCUGGCAGGCGAUGCAGAUGUCAGAUCCCGAGAAUGGUCUACGCAUGUCCCUGAACAUGGAACCCGAGGAGUUCCUUCCUCUCACUGUGGACGCUGGCUUCUACAUCAUGGUCCACCAGGCCGGGGCUCAGGAGGAGGUCUUUGACAACGCCGUGUACGCUCCGCCUGGCGCCACAACUUACAUAGGCGUAUCAAAGAUGAUUUCUAAAAAUCUCAAGGAACCCUAUAAAAAUCCCUGCCAGGAUCACUGGCCCCCGGAGUUAGAAAAAUAUGUUGUCAAAGGCAUAGUGUACACAAAGCGGGCCUGCGACGAGUACUGCUACCAAGUGCACAUCUUCGAGAAAUGCGGAUGCCGGUCCUUCAACCACAUCAGGGUGUUUGCACCGCAACUUAUGGAGUCGCCAGUCUGUGUGGACGUCCUGAGAGGGGACUGCGAAAGAUCCGUCGAAGCGAAAAUAGACCGGAAAAUAAUCACAUGCAAGUGUCUGACGGCUUGUGAGGUUCAGUAUUACCAGACGACGUCAAGCGCACUUACGUGGACCAGCCGAGUGAUGAAUCCUGAAGGCAGCACUCUCUUAUUUAACUCGCACCUACCUAAACUCACCCUCUGGGCGUCCCAUAGACUGGCGGUUCCGUGCCGCGCUUCUCCGCGAAUAAUGCUCUAUGCUCGCGGUGAUCAACAAACCUCUUGCAGGAUUCACGUCAGGGUGGUGGUGUUCAUGAGAAGUACGAAGGUCCUCUACAAGAGUAAAGAGCCGAAGCUAACGCUGUCGAACCUGUUCCGCAACAUCGGCGGCUUGAUGGGCGUCUACCUGGGUUACUCGUCGCUGCAGAUCUUCCACGUGCUCGACGUGCUCGUAGACGGCGCGUACUCGUCGCUGUCGGGCAUCUGGGGUCGCUACACGAGGAACCGCCAGCGCAGACGCGAGUUUCAUACAAUUGCUAUAGGGAACUGUGGCGCUAGGGCCUACAGGAGCUGCAAGAAGGGAAGUUCAGCCAACGUGGGAAUGAUGGGUAUAGUAGAUGGAUUUGCCUAA